Messenger RNA from Pelecanus crispus (Dalmatian pelican), 1472 nucleotides. Lineage: Eukaryota; Metazoa; Chordata; Aves; Pelecaniformes; Pelecanidae. The record is from RefSeq and is a predicted model, not a curated record.
CGUCACGUCAUUUGGAAGAAAAUAACGUUCUAGAUGGAUAUUUUCUUCGAAAUGAAGAUCUUCAUCAGGCAAUUGUAUUGCCAAAAGCAGAAUGGGAAAGGAUUCAGGACAAUCUUGGCAGAACAACUAGAGAAGCAGCACGUAUCCUCGCUGAGAAGAAAGAACGGGAAGAAAUGCACUUACGCUCCAAAGCAGCUGUAAAAGACUGGCCCAAUACCAUUAUGGGCCUGGCACAGCGGAAACUUAAAGCCAGACAAUUACGUGAAGAAAGGGAAGAGGAAGAAAGAAAGCUACUUGAUUUGGAAGAAGAACAGUUCCAAGCAGCAAAACGGAAGGAGGCUAUUGAUCGUGCAAAAACCUACCUAUACUAUCAGAACGGAAGAGUGAAAGGGUUGCAUAGUGCACUUCUACUUGCUGAGGUCCUAAAAGAAAGAGAUGCUCAAGUUGAAUUUAAAAAGUUAAAGUCAGAUGUUAACAAAAAGAAGGAUGAAGAAAACGAACUUGAACGUAAAGAAGCUAUUGUCAGAGAGCAAGAAAAGGCACAUCAGCGUUACAUGAGUCAACAGGCACUACGCAGAGAUCAGCUGCAACAAAUAAAGGAGCACGAGCAUCAGGCAGAUCUGGCCAAGCUAGAAGACAAGAGAGAAGGAGAAGAAAUACAGAGAUUGAACCAAUUGUAUCAGUUGGAAAUUCAGAGAAGAAUGGAAAAGGAACAGGAGGAAAAACUUGAACACCAGAGGCUGUAUCAUGAGUAUGUAACUGAUCAGAAAAUUAUCAAGGCAGUAGAGGAACAAAAACAAAUGGAAGAAGAUGAUCGGAUUAAAGCUCAUUUUAAAGCAAAGGAAACUAUUGCCAAGCUGAUAAAAAAGAAAGAAGCUGAAAUGCGUAGACUAACACAGGAACAUCAGGACAAAAUCGUUAGCCAAUUAGCUGUACAAAUGAGUGAGGCGUUAAAGAGGGAAGAUGAUCGUCUUGCUAGAGACAUUGCAAAAAAAGAAGCUGAACAAGAAAAAAAAUGCAAAGAGAAAGAAGCAAAAGAAAAGGCAGCCAUUGAAUCUAUUGCUGAACAUAGAGCCACUGUGAUGAAAAUGGAAAAGGAGAGAGAGGAAAAAGCAGAGGGUAAAAAAGAACUUAAUGAGUUAAUGGAACAGAACCGCAUAUACCUGGAAAUGGAAAAAGCCAAGAAACAAAGACAACGUGAUGCAAACAUGGAAGUACAGAAAAUUCAGAUCCAGCAAAUGGCUGAAAAGCAGGCAAGAAAACAGCAGGAAAAGCAAGCAGAUUUGGACUACGAUGCUCAGAGAGAGGUUAUUGCACUUUGUAAGGAGCGUGAAUUUCAGAGCUAUGCAAAGCAAGUAAUUGAAUCAGAGUCCAAGACUACACAUCAUCUUUAUCCUCUUCUCAAAGCAUCCAAAGAUGGAAGAGGACUUGGACACAAGCCUCUGGAAAAUCCAGAGGAAGAGAAGGAAUAA